GAAACUUAUAAGAUAGAGCUGCGCGGAAAAUUGAAGAUACUUGACAAGUAAACCACAAUAGGUAAAGUAUGCCCCGAAAAGUAAGAAAGUCUCGAAAAUCUAAAGACAAAUCAGUUAGUUUUCCUUUGAAGUUCGAUAUCAAAGCAGCUAAAGAGGGUAUACCUUCUGCUCUGAAUGUCACAUCAAAAUCUUUGGCAUUGUGUCGACAGCAGCACAAGGAAAAAUUGAAUAAUAUUAUAGAAAGUGUUAUUACGAUGGAAUCGUCUGUUCUUGUUCAAAAUUCGAAUGAAUUGCCAUCUGACAACUUUCCUGUGCUACAAGUGGGUUUUGUUGCACGUGCUAUGGGAUUAAAUCUUACUGAUAAGGAAGUAGAAAAUAUCAUCGAGCUUAUCCGAGGUGAUAAUUCUAUACGCGGAUAUGUUAGUCGUAGACUUCUCGAGGAAGUAAUUCUGGAGGCCUUGAUGACAGGGAUACUUGGUGGACCGGCUUUAGUAGAAAAGGGAAUCGUGAAGGAACUUAAGCACCCACCUUCUUGUUGUAUUAGAGAAGAUGAAGAAACAAUUUUUAGAGCCUUUUGCACACUGGAUUCACAAAAGAAAGGAUACCUCGACGAAGGGGAGCUGCGAGCACUCUUAGAAUCAAAGGGGGAGGUAAUGUCUACCAAAGAAGUUGAUGCUAUGUUUACUGCACUGGUGGAUCAUGAAGCUGGCAUGAUUAACUAUAAAGAGUUAGCUAGUAUUCUUGCGCACGAGUAAAAAAGAGCAGUGCCGCCAAAAAAUGGCAAGUUACACAAUGAGUCUUUUUCGCGUUAUCAUGAAAAAAUUAAAUAUAUUAUCUUGUGUUUUCUGUCUGUACCUUUUCCCUUUGCCCUCAGAACUUACUUGGAUAUGAAAUCUUAUUACUUUUAUAUCCAUUUAUUAAAUGUUUAUAGCUGACAUACAUUAUCUGUAUAUUUUCCUAGAAUUUUGAAUGUAAAAGCAUCAUAGGAGGACGAGCUGAGCAGCAGAA
Phytomonas sp. EM1 is the source of this 1008-nucleotide messenger RNA. Lineage: Eukaryota; Euglenozoa; Kinetoplastea; Trypanosomatida; Trypanosomatidae. The record is from the annotation of a GenBank genome assembly.